AUGGUCGUUCGCAGUAUGGCCCUGUACGGCGCACCGAUAUGGGCAGAAGCCCUGGACGCGCCAAACAGGGCCCUCCUCCGCAGGCCGCAGCGCAUCGUUGCGGUGCGCGCAUGCAUGGCCUACCGCACGGUGGGCCACGCAGCGGCCUGCGCUUUGGCCGGCACUCCCCCGUGGGAGAUAGAAGCGGGUGUGCUGGCCGAAGCGUACCGGGAGCGGGCCGAGCAAAGAGCUCGGGGCGAAGCCCCGGCUCCAGGGGAGGUCGCCCGCUCCCGGGCGAGGAGAAAGCGAACGACCAUGGAGCUGUGGGCUGCUGGCCUAGCGGACGCCAAAUACGGCGCUCGCACCAUAGAGGCCAUACGCCCACGGCUCUCGGACUGGUGCGGGAGGCGCCACGGUGCAAUAACAUACAGAAUUUCCCAAAUACUUACAGGUCACGGGUGCUUCGCGCGAUACCUUCAUCGCAUCAGAAGAGAGGAGACGACGUCGUGCCACGAGUGCGGCGCUGAUGAGGACACCGCGCAACACACCCUUCAGGUUUGUACAGCGUGGUCCGAAGAGCGCCGCACUCUGGUGGCGGCAAUUGGUGAUGACCUCUCACUCCCAGGCGUAAUUCGCGCCAUGCUGGGCAGUGAGGGGUCAUGGGAGGCAGUUUCCUCCUUCUGCGAAAUUACUAUUUCGCAGAAGGAGGAAACGGAAAGGGAGCGAGAGCGCGAGGAUAACCCCCUCGCGCCCCCGCUCAGACGCAGGAGAGUGGGAAGAAGGAGGCGGGAUUUCGCCGCCGUACUUCUUCCCACAAAACCAUGCGUGAGGAGGAGGCCCCUUCAGGGCGAUAACGCAGGUGGGGCCACGGAAGAAAGCUAA
This is a messenger RNA of Papilio machaon (common yellow swallowtail), 861 nucleotides long. RefSeq lists its product as uncharacterized. The record is from RefSeq and is a predicted model, not a curated record. Lineage: Eukaryota; Metazoa; Arthropoda; Insecta; Lepidoptera; Papilionidae. Bases 1 to 861 code for a protein of 286 amino acids. The transcript has a single exon.